Molecule: messenger RNA, 5418 nt
Organism: Cataglyphis hispanica
Lineage: Eukaryota; Metazoa; Arthropoda; Insecta; Hymenoptera; Formicidae
Gene: mamo
Product: longitudinals lacking protein, isoforms H/M/V-like
Exons: 4
Coding region: 1546-3744 (732 amino acids)
Biological process (GO): regulation of transcription by RNA polymerase II
Cellular component (GO): nucleus
Molecular function (GO): protein binding
Source: RefSeq, a predicted model, not a curated record
AUGGACAAAAUAGGAAAGCGAGACGAGCAGAGAGAAAAAGAAACACGAAAAGGAUCGAAAGAGGAAGAGAGAGAGAGAGAGAGAGAGAGAGAGAGAUAGAAAACGAUAGCGAGAGAUCACGGAGAGAACGAGAAAAACCGUGACCUCGCGUCACGCGAAAACCGCAUCGCGAGAGACACGCGCCAAGUUUCGCGCUAAGCGCACUCUCGAAGUUUUCUCGGAUGAUGUUUCAAUUCGUGCGAUUCGCGCUCGAAUGUCGAUCUGUCAAUCGGCUCAUUGUCCGCGCGCGCUGUUCGAUGUAGCUGUCACAAAGUGCGAAGUAACUUGACGAAGAUUUUCCCGUAUCUCCCUCACGUCUCAUCGGAGCACGUUGUUCCGAUCGGGAGAACGAUAGAGGAGACACGUGAAAACGCGCUCUCUGACAGCUCGCGUUGACGGCGGCGCGUGCACGUCACGUUCAAGAGCGGCUCUCGCGUUUUCGGCAGCCGCGAACCUUAUAAACUCGACACUCGUGCGACCUUGCACGGCCCUCGAAAAAUGUUGGCAGCCAGCCGCUUUCGAAUCUCGCGGCCGAACUCGUGCCGUUCGUUCGCCGUGACGUGGACACGCGCGUUCGAAAUAGUUUCCUCCUCGGAAAAGCCUGGCCAGAAACAGAGAGAAAGAGAGAGAGAAAGAAAAGGCGAUCUCGAAACGUACGCUCUUGGCACCGUGGCCAUCGCGCGUGCCGCGAUGCGACGCGACUCAACGCGCCGCGACGUGCCGCGACACACGUGACAGUGAACAGUGCAACGCGUACCGCGCGAACGACGCACCUGGGGGCCGUCGCGCGAGGAGACGUUGAGGAGGCCAGCAUCUCGCGCGCGACUUCCGCCGUCGCAUCUUAAUUUGCCGAUGCUUGUUUUUAAGCGGAUUACAAAAUCUCUCUCUUUCUCUCUUCCUCGAAUCAGAGAGAGAAAUGGAAAACAAGGAGCAUAUUUAUUGGCGCACUUGAUUGACCCAACGUGAUAUUUCGAAUCGCAGAUCUGCGACGAAAAGAAAAGAAAACAAUGAUAUUAAAAAAAAAACAAACAGAAGAAUGUCACGCGUGAGAAAGGUGCGUGAUAAAAAGCGCGCGUGAAUAUACGGGCGCGUGUUGUCAAAAAAGAGGCAUGAUUGCGAAAGUGCGUGUUCCGCCGUGAGCCGCCAACACGGGCGGACGAAAAUACCUCACGUGCGUCGAGAAAUUGAUGAAAAAGAGGGAGGGUAAUAUGUGUAGGGGGAGGUAAGCGGCAGGUCGUUUUCGAAUAUGAUGAGAGGAGACGAGGAGCGUCGUCGGCGCUCGUGUAUACGAACAAAAGUAAAGUAUGACGGUCCCGAGGAAAUCUGGAGCGAUCGAACGGCUCGCUCCGACGAGAACGGCGCCGAGGAGACUUUAGUUAUCCGAGCAUCGAGGUAUUCUCUCGCGGAUUUCACCUCAGCUGCAGCAGAAACGGCAGGCGUAGUGACGUAGUUUUGAGGUGGGCUCAUUCCAAAUUCGUGCCAAUUUGAUCGAGAAAAAUUAAUCGGAUGAUGUCAUGCAAAAAUGAGGUUGCGGGGUGCAGUUCAGACAUGGGAAGUGAGCAUUACUGCCUGAGGUGGAACAAUCAUCAGAGCAACUUGCUGGGUGUGUUCAGUCAACUGCUGGAGUCGGAGUCGCUGGUGGACGUGACACUGGCGUGCACGGAGGGACCGUCGAUACGCGCACACAAGGUAGUCCUCUCCGCGUGCUCCAGCUACUUCCAGGCCCUGUUCCUCGACCAUCCGAACCGUCACCCCAUCGUCAUCCUAAAGGACGUACGUUUCGCCGAGCUACGUACCCUCGUCGACUUCAUGUACAAGGGCGAGGUAAACGUCGAGUACUGCCAGCUAUCGGCCCUCCUCAAGACAGCGGAGAGCCUCAAAGUUAAGGGUCUAGCGGACAUGACGAAUAUCAACGCAGCGGUAGCAUCUAGGGAAGAGCAACAGCAGCAGCAGCAGCAAUCACAACAACAACAACAGCAGCAGCAGCAGCAGCAGCAACAACAACAACAACAACAACACACAAGUACAUCCGACACGUCACGGGAGCAUCAUCGAGAACGAGAACGAGAUCGAGAGAGCGUAAAAGAAACGAGCGGCAAGGACAGGGAGCGAGAAUCGAACGUCACCGCCGGAGUAUCGGCUGGUACCAAGGAAUGCGAUCAGCAACAACAAUCGAGCAACAUUGCUCAGAGCACCCCAAGCGAGCCCGCGGAGGCGGUGGACAUGACGGAUUGUUCGCCGUCGCCCACGGGACCCGGUAGCCCGUGUCCGGGACCGCUGGCCCUCGACCGGCCCAGGAGGGACUCGGAAGACGCGGCUAGCCUCGAGGAGACGAGGGCCGGCUCCCUCAGCCCGAUCUCGGUGCACAGCGGACCAUCCGACAUGAGUCUCAGCAACAACACCGGCGGCGGCACGCCCGGUAGCGUGCUGCCGUUAAAUUUGCCGCAGAGCCGACUUCCGUCCCCGCACAGUACCGAACCUCUUGCCGGUCCGUCGGGCUUACCCCCGGUUCAGCAAGUUCCCUUGUCCCUGAAAAAAGAGAUGGACUGGGAAAGGUCGACCGAGGAGCGUAGCGCGAGCAGCGAGAUAUCCGCAGACUACAGACUCCCACCAGAUCCGGUCUCGCUCGCCCUCGGCCUGGAAGCGGGCGGAUGGGGUGCUCUGGUGGAGCGGACGAGCGGUGGCAGCGGCAGCAUCCUCAGCAGCUUCACCGGCCUGGCUGGAUUGGCGCGUCGCUGCGGCGUCUGCCUGGCGACGUUCCCGUCGCCGUGGCUGCUGGAGCGUCACGCGUUGCUCCAGCACGCCGGCCAGACCAGCGACGACAAGCCCUUCACGUGCGAGCAGUGCGGCCAGCGUUAUCGCUACCGAUCCGCCUACGUCAAGCACCGCGAGCAGAAUCAUCGCGCGCGGCUACCGGCCGACAAGCUGUUCACCUGCGACGUCUGCGGCAUGCAGUUCAGGUAUCUCAAAUCCUUUAAGAAGCACCGUCUCAAUCACGCUCUCGAGCGGCUGCAGCGCGCGCCCGAGUCGCAGAGCACCUCCGUCGUGGUGGUCUCGGCGCCGGCCGAGCGUAGCGAUCAGGUAUCUAGCACCGGCGAGCCGUCCCAGGUGGAGACCGGCAGCGACACCACGAAUCCAGGCGACGUCGAGGAGAUACGCGGCGUGUUCUCCGAAAGCGUUCGCGGUGACGAGACGAGCGUCUCGGAGACCGCGAGCGUCCAGGAGAAUCCCGGCGAUGCGGUGGAGGUACAGAUAACGGAGACAACCGCGGCUGUUAGGAUCGGCGGGGGAGGUAUCGGCGGUGGUGGUGGUGGUGGCGGUGGCGGUACCAGCAGCGAGGUCGGCGACGUCGACGACAAUGCCGUCGAUGACGAUCGGUCGCACGAGCGCAGCGAGGCGAUGAUCAGCCUCGCUCGUAGCGGAACUCGCGAGGCCGAUCGGCGCGAGCGCCGCUUCGCCUGCCCGUUCUGCGGCAAGUGCGUCAGGUCGAAGGAGAAUCUCAAGCUACACGUGCGCAAGCACACCGGCGAACGGCCGUUCGUCUGCCUGUUCUGCGGCCGUGCCUUCGGCGGCAAGAGCGACCUUACGAGGCACCUGCGCAUCCACACCGGCGAACGGCCGUAUCACUGCGAGAUGUGCGGCAAAUGCUUCGCCCGGGCCGACUAUCUCUCCAAGCACCUCACCACGCACAUCCAUCAGCGCUAACGCGAUCGCAGCUCGGCUUACUAGCCAACUCGGUGUCCUCGAAGCCGAGCAGCGAGCAAUGUUCCUCUUUCUCUCCGGGGCGACUCUCGAGGGUUAAUACUAUAAAAAAAAAAAUUUCACGCGAAGAUAAUAUUACGUAAUUGAAACGAAGAAUGUAAACGAAAUUGAAUGACAUUUACCGCGCGCUCAAUUGCAUGAUAUACCGAGAGGCGGGUAAUAAGCACAUCUAGUCAAUUUACGCGCUCAACUGUAAUAAAUUUUCUCUAAUGAUGAUAUUUGAAGGAUAGAAACUCACUCUGGUCGCGUUUACUUCUCCGAUUAGUGAAAGCUAUCGCAAAGUGGUAGCGGCAAUAAUCUUUUUGGUGUUAUUCAAGCAACAGAGACGCUUCUCAAGACGCUUCGAUAACGCACAUUAAAAUUGAAAUCUUCGAGUAUUUGAUUGUUCGCCAUUGCGAGAUUAUCCCUCGAGUCUCAGUCCGCGAGGAUCACGAACGGCUGCUAACUGUCGCCGAGCAAAAAUGAUUUCGCUCGCGAAGAGUAGCGUCGGAUAAGAUCAUUAAGGGACUUCUUACUGAGAGGAAAUAGAGGCAAAUGAGAGCGAAAGAAACACGGUCCCAUCCAUCUUAGCCACAACAAGACGCGUCAAUUACGGAGAGAAUAGAAACAGAGUGUAAAACACGAUCGGCGCUCAAUCGCGCGAUCUCCCAUCAGCAGUACGUCCGACGAUGAUUUCUUGGAAUACACGACAGUGAGACUAACUUGUGAUAAGGAAAUAUGAGAAACCAAAAGAAGAAAAAGAAAAAACCAAAGAACGCAACGACGCGGCGGGCGAAAGCCGACGGUCAAAGGCUUCCUUUUGUUGUCUUUUUCGUCUUCGUGCUCUCCAUCGACAAAGUGAUAUAUUUGUAAUGUAAUAGCUUAACCUCGAUAUACUCGGUGUGUACUCGAUAUGUAAUAUAAUUCGCGAUGAUAAUGCCGCGUGUGCGAUAACGAUAAUUUCUCUCUACGCUGCAGCUCCGUGCAAACGCGAACACAUCGACGGACAUUUUUCACUUUUACACGGAUGAUAUUCGAUUCCGUAUAAUUAGUUGAGAGAUUCGGCUAAUAAUUAAUUCACACUUUUCUCCCGAGAAACUCGGUCAGAUUAAUUUCAAAGGAAUCGAGAAAAGAAAAUAUUGAAUUGAAUUUUUAUUUUAGAAUUCUCUUAAUUAGAUUUCUCUCUUUAAUUAAAUAUUCUUAGCUCACCUUUUCUCUCUGAGAUUAAUUUUCUCAAGUUGCUAAGAAGAGUGGGUUAAAACCUCCAGGACUCUCCUCGAGCAACACUCUUUCACCGCGAGAAAUAUACUUUCGACAAUUGGCGUACACGCGUGCACGGCACGUUCGUGUCUAUGGAAACCGAGACGAGUUAUUAAAGUACCGCAAUACCUACUCCAGACAUCUUUGAUUAUGUUGUCAGAGGCAAGGUGAGGCACGCAAACGACUUUUCGUGAUGAACUUUUUAAAAGCUUGGAAGUUUCUGGCCUAUUUUAUUAAUCUACUUUUUAUCGCGUACGGAAUAAAACCCGAUCGAAUCAUAUCGCGGAAAGGAUUGGAGGUUUAAAAUGUCGACAUGCAAUAUCGGGAGAUGUAAGUCUCAAUAUUUCUUCAACGAAAUAUCUUUUUCCGAAAAACAAA